Messenger RNA from Stegodyphus dumicola, 3194 nucleotides. RefSeq names its product adhesion G protein-coupled receptor B3-like. Gene Ontology annotation, molecular function: G protein-coupled receptor activity. Lineage: Eukaryota; Metazoa; Arthropoda; Arachnida; Araneae; Eresidae. Gene Ontology annotation, cellular component: plasma membrane. The record is from RefSeq and is a predicted model, not a curated record. Gene Ontology annotation, biological process: G protein-coupled receptor signaling pathway; cell surface receptor signaling pathway.
UCUCGUUUGCUCCGAAUAUUCCAUCCAAAAGAAUGCUUUUUAAGUUCGAUGGGUGAUACGCGAUUCGCUAUUGAUCCGUACCUCUUGAAUCAAAGUUAUGCCGUACAUGAACUGUACCACAUUCCAGAAGGUCUUAAGAAAGGAAGUAUUUGUUCCUUUAACAGCUUGUUGAUAUUUUAAUCGAAUACUACUGCAAGAAGAUAAUUUUGAUAGAAACUGUUAAUCUGAUGCGAUUUUGUCAAAUACGGCAAGAGCAACCAUGUACCUGAUUGUGUGCCUGGUUUCAUUCUUGUUGAUAUUCAACUCAUCACCUUUGGCAGAAAGGAAUUCUACCGAUCCAUCAGAAUUUGAAGAGGAAUUUACCACUACGGAAAAUUCAACAAAAGAAGAUAUAUCCAGAAGAAACAUAACUUUGAAAUCAGAUCAAGAAAUUUUGUCCAUUAACUUGACUACUGAUGAGGCAGCUUCAUGGUCUUUUCAUCAAGAAAUCAAAGAUGAGUAUACCGAAACUUCAACUAAGGAAUUAAUGACCGAUAAUGGGUAUAACACAGAAACUCAGACAAAAGCUUCUUCAAGCGAAACAACUACAUCUAAUGUAACAUCUUUUCCAUCAAUUAAUGUAGCGGUUUCUACAGAGAAAGCAGGUAUAUAUGAAAAUUCUGACAAAAAUUUUGGCAAGGUAAUAUGGCGCACAAACAACACAUUUCAGAAGGUUCAUGAAACGCCAUUACUGUCAUUUGCCGAAAAUGUGACAUCAUUCGAAGAAACAGUUGAACACAAUGCCAUCAGAACUACCGACUUUGACAGUGUCACUGAAAGAGGUGCGAGCAUAAUCGUAGGACACAAAUGCAUGAAGCGAUUUCAAGAUUCAAUUCUCUGGAAUGAUACAGACGGUGGCAUGCUUGCCUUGAAGAAUUGUCCAACAGGAUAUCAAGGGAACAUGUACAGACCUUGUUUCAGCAGUGGCAUGUGGGGGAAUGUUGACUACAGCGAGUGUAGACUGGAACAUCUGGGACGAAUGAGACAUAUGAUUUUCCAUCAAGUUCAAAAGGGUAUGAUUGGGAAUAUGUACGUAUUAGCUGAUGAAUUUUCCAAGUACAUUUCUUCGGUAGAUAUGAAGAGCCCCAUGGACAGGUUGGAAGCUUUCGAAAUACUUAAUACGUUUCUCAAGCUCGAUAUGAACUUGAAAAUGGACAAAUCAAGGGAUACAAAGUAUAUCCAGACUCUUCUGCAUGCAGCAAAUGAGCUUAUAAAGAGAAAAACGGUACUUUUUUCAAGUGGAUCACAAAAGAACAAGCUUAUUACAGAGAAAGCAGUGGAAAUGAUAUUCGAUCUUACUUACUUUGCUGAACGAGCAUUAAGAGGAUUAUUAAAAACACAGAAGAAACAAAUUGUCUUUAGAGCGGCACCUAAUGUCGUGUUGUACCUGUACAGAGGAAAACACAUUCGCCAGCUCUCACUGAUGAACUUCUCUUCAGAAUAUGAGAGAGAUGAUGAAAUGUCUUCCUUCUUUAAUUUAGAGAAAGCUCUGGAAAGAAGUGCUUAUGCGCUCAUGUGGAUAAAAGGGUUGAAAUAUUUGCUUUCCAUUGAAAAUCUUGCUGUUAACAGCGACAUAGCUGUGGCAACAAUAUUGUCUCCUCUUAACUCAUUAAACCGACUUUUGCACCCUCCGACUUUUGACAUUGGACUCCAAAUGAAAAAGGAGGUGCCAAUGGGAUACGACUUAAAAUGUGGCCAACUGUGGAAUAUGUCUCACUUGUGGAAUACCAAAGAUUGUAUAAAGUCUAAUGUUAAAGGUGAUAUUGUAACAUGUCGCUGUCAUCACCUUGGAAGCAUUGCUUUGUUGCUGGAGGAAGGACCACAAAAUACGUCUCUGCAUCCUGAACCUGCUGUAGGUAAAAUGAUAACCGUCAGCUGCGUCAUGUCUCUGUCAGCAAUCACCGUAACCCUUGUUGUGAACUUCGUGUUAAAGAGAAGGCAACAGCCCCUAUCAAUAUUCAUUUUGAUAAGUCUUCUAAUCUGCAUGGCUACUAUUCAGAUAAUCCUUAUGUUUGGAGUCAACAGAACGGAAAAUUUUGAAAUGUGCCUUUCUUUCGCCGUACUUCUCCACUAUCUGUUUUUAGUUUCCUGCUUCUGGGUAGUAUCCUACAGUAUUUAUAUACUCCAGAGACUUCGUACUAGUAUGGAAUACAACGGCAAAAUUCGAGACUACUGUGCUUUUUGCUGGAUUUUGCCCUCAAUCUUACUUAUUGUGUCUUUUAUAGGAAAUCCCAAGGGCUACGAAACGAAACAAUAUUGUUGGCUGAAUGUACAGAAGGGAAUUUUGUGGUCAUUUGUAUUUCCAGUCACCGGACUGAUUUUGGUAAAUACGAUUGUCAUGAUCCUUGCACUGAAGACUUUCAAUGAACAAAUGUCCGUCACUCACAGAACAGAAAUUUGCAAGACAAGAAAUUCUAUGAGGGCAGGAAUCACACUGUUGCCAUUUUUUGCCAUUAACUGGUUUUUUGGUAUACUGGCCGUCGAAGACUCUUACAAUACCAGCCUCCAACUGAUCUUCUCUUUAACGAAUUCUAUGCAGGGAAUUCUGACUUUCAUAUUCUUUUGCUUCAUGGAUAACAACGUUCAAAUGUCAUUUAGACUGAAGAUGAUGGCAAUUACCAAAAAGCCAAAGGUUUCUGCAAUGAAGUUGAAAAAGAGCGGUUCUUUUCCCGUAAUUGAAAGAUCUUUAAUAUCUCUCACAGAUGAUAACAGACGACUCGACUGCACUCCACUGUUAUCGAACAGAUUGCCAUACAGUGACGCUUCUGAAGAUCCUUGCUGCUCCAAUAUACGGGUUCAAAACGUUGUUGUAGAGAAAGUGAACAAAGACUGUGACCUUGGAAGUAAAAUUACCAAUUUCAGUGAACUGACAACAGCUGUUUGUUCAGUUCCUGGAAGUGCUGCUUUAUCUUGUUACCAUGUCAUCUUAUCGAAGAUCAACAAAGAAUUGAAAGAAUUUGUCGAACAAGAAGACAACGAGAAUUCUGACAGCAUUGCUGAUUUUCGUAAAUGCAUGGGACCUCUUACUUACAGAUGCAAAGAGUCAUUCUGUGAGGCUGAUGAAUGAAGUCAGCACCAAGUCUUCUUCUGGUAUUAAGGUUUUUCCGUGAAUUGGAAUUACAAGAAAUGUACCAAUAAACACUUUUUCAGAUAAA